GCUCUGAUGAAGUUGAGAAAGCGAACGGGUUACAGUUAUGUGAACUGUAGGAAAGCCCUAGUGAAAUUUGGAGCGGACAAUAUUUCUGAGGCGGAGAAAUGGCUGAGAGAACAAGCCAAAAGCGAAGGUUGGGCCAAAGCGGCUAAACUUGGAGGCCGUGCUACGACUCAAGGACUUGUUGCCGUGAAAUCAACAGGUUCAGUAGCUGCUAUUGUCGAAUUAAGCUGUGAAACGGAUUUUCGCGAGGAGAAAGCUUCAAAAAUCUGGUUGGUUGCUGAUACCGCUAUUUCUAUUCUACCUCUUCUGCUUUUGCUUUUACUCAUUGAAGUCUCGGUGCGUCAGUUGAUUUUGAUUAAUUCAUGUCCACCUACCACUCGAGUAGUUUAUACUUUUGUAGACUUCCAAUCACUUGCUGACGUAAAUGGAAAACCUCUAAGCGAAUUAAUUGCAAUGACUGUUGGUAAACUCGGCGAAAACAUAACCAUACGAAGUAUGAGAGCCCUUUACGCACCGCCGAAGUCCUGUCUGUAUUCCGCUAGCCAUCCGAAAGAGGGUAACUCCUCUGUAAGCAUGGGCAAAUUCGCUUCUGUCAUAGCCCUCAAGCGGCCCAACGUCGAAGGACUGUUUCCCACUGAGAAAUUAGCUGCACAACUUUGUCAGCAUGUCAUAGGAAUGCGGUCAGAAACCCUGGGUGAGCCACCGGAGGAGCGCAAACCUGAAGAGAGGAAAGUGGAAGUGGAAGAGAAUCGGGACGAACUGAAUGAUUUUGAGCAGACGCAGACUACGAACAUAGACGAGGACGAAACAGCCCUUUUGCGACAAGCGUUCAUGUUGAAUCCAUCCCAAACUGUCUACGAGUACGUCACGGGCCAUCAGGCAGAAAUUGUGGAUUUCGUUCGCAGUGAGCUGGGAGAAACUGCGGAGUAA
Messenger RNA from Haemonchus placei, 927 nucleotides. NCBI's taxonomy places the organism in Eukaryota, Metazoa, Nematoda, Chromadorea, Rhabditida, Trichostrongylidae. The record is from the annotation of a GenBank genome assembly.